UAAGGGUGGAGGAAGUUAGUCCCGCAUGAGUCGCCGUCGCUUUCUCGAAGUUGUGCUCUACAGUGGACGCGUUGCUAAGGGAAACGCGGCCUGGCUUCCUCCUGCAGCCUGCCUUCCUGUCUGCUGUCAUGUUCAAGGUGCUGAGACUGGUGGCUGCUCCGGCAAGCCUAAGCUUUGUAGCCCUCCGUGUGCAUGCUUCCAGCGAGGAGAAGACAACCCCUAAAGCACUAGUAAAAGUGGAAGAGCUUUCUCUGUACUCCAGUCCAGUCCAAGAAACCAAAUAUGUUGAAAACAAACAGACACAACUGGAAGAGGGAAUCUCGUGGCUGAGACAUUCAGUAGCACCGUAUACCGACUGGCUUCAGGAUACUUACUCCACAGUCAAGCCUAAAGUAGAAACAGCGGUGGAUCACUCCAAAGCGUCUUAUGAAUAUCUGAAGGAUGCACCUCCAGGCUUCUAUCCGAGACUUGGCAUAAUUGGAUUUGCUGGACUAAUUGGGUUGUUUCUUGCCAGAGGUUCCAGAAUAAAGAAGGUGAUCUACCCCCUUGGCUUUAUGGGAAUAGGUGCUUCUCUUUACUACCCACAACAGGCAGCCACCAUUGCAAAGGAUACCGGCACAAUCUUCUAUGACAAAAGCCUGCAAGCCUAUGUAAACCUGGAAUCUUUAUGGAAGGAUGGCGGGAAGAAAAAGAAGUCCACUAAAAAGGAAGGUGAAAAGUCGGAAGCAAGCUCAGACCCACCAGCGAGCGGUGUCCAUCCAUCAACUGAAGAGAAGUCCCAGCAGGAAGGUUCAUCUGAAGGAUCUCCGUAACCAGAUUGCGGAAGUUCCUUCACCCAUUCUUGCCCGGUAUUUUCAGCAACUUGUGAUGGCAUCUCAGGAAAAACCAAAACUUGCAGUUAUGCAAAUCUAAUUCAUUCAGUGUCUGUGUGAAGAUACUGUCAUCACUCCUACCAACAAUAAGUGAUCGCCUAAAGUCAGACAUAUUUAUCUAACUGUAUAUCACUUCAUAAUAAAAUCAACGUUUAUUU
Messenger RNA from Spea bombifrons (plains spadefoot toad), 1030 nucleotides. RefSeq names its product apolipoprotein O (gene APOO). Gene Ontology annotation, cellular component: MICOS complex. NCBI's taxonomy places the organism in Eukaryota, Metazoa, Chordata, Amphibia, Anura, Pelobatidae. The record is from RefSeq and is a predicted model, not a curated record. Gene Ontology annotation, biological process: cristae formation. The transcript is spliced from 9 exons. The coding region runs from base 129 to 812 and encodes 227 amino acids.